Molecule: messenger RNA, 2103 nt
Organism: Penicillium arizonense
Lineage: Eukaryota; Fungi; Ascomycota; Eurotiomycetes; Eurotiales; Aspergillaceae
Product: putative C6 transcription factor
Exons: 4
Coding region: 1-2103 (700 amino acids)
Biological process (GO): positive regulation of transcription from RNA polymerase II promoter by galactose; DNA-templated transcription
Cellular component (GO): nucleus
Molecular function (GO): zinc ion binding; DNA-binding transcription factor activity, RNA polymerase II-specific; RNA polymerase II cis-regulatory region sequence-specific DNA binding
Source: RefSeq, a predicted model, not a curated record
AUGUCUGAAUUAGACUGGGACAAACCUCCUUCAGUGGACGAUGGCCGCCCGCGGAAGAAACGCCGCAAGUACAUUGCUAAAGCCUGCAAUGAAUGCAAACGUCGCAAGAUUAAAUGCAAUGGGGAGGCGCCAUGUCAGCGCUGUGGACGCCAGAACAUUGGAUGCAUUUACGUCGAGAAUCCCCAGAGAGACAGCCCGAAUGAACAAGAAAAUUUCGAGCGCCUUUUUGAUCAAAUGAAAGCCAUGCAAGACCAGAUUAGCUUGUUGUCUGCUAGUGUUCGGUCGAUAGCCAGCAACGAACAUUCUCCUACUGGAGGCGUUCCCACAAGCAGUUAUGGACUUGCGCCUACCCAAAGGUCACUCCGGCGUGUAUCCACUGCCAGAGAGACGACAUUUCAAGGCCCGACAACUUCGGCAUUCAGCUUUGACCUGGCCAAGUCCAGUUUGCAGCAGCGCGGGAUUGUUGAACGUGCCGAGGCUCUUGACGAAGCUGAUAUGACGCAGGAACCCUCACCGGUGGCGUCUCCAUCAGCACCAGCCAGGGAACUCGUUACGCACCAGGUACUGGAUCCUCUCUGGACACUACCUAAGACGGAGGCGCUACGUCUUUGCAGAGUCUACGAAGAGGAAAUGGGUAUCAUGUAUCCAGUGUUGGAGCUCCCGGAGCUUUUGGACCAGGUGCAUCUACUGUACGGCCCAAUGGAUCGCGCCCUUAGUACGGCUCUUCAGCCCGAUGGAAAAAAUGGCGUGGAUAGUGAAGAUGUCCAUAUUCUCCGCCUUGUGUUUGCUUGUGCUUUGACAGCAGAGGCUAGUGGUCGCAGUGAGCAGGCUAUUGCACUCUUUGAUAGUGUGCGAGAAGUCCAAGACAAUUGUGUCUGGGGUCCGCCUGAGAUCAAGAGUAUCAUCUUCUUGACUCUUGUGUCAAUAUUCUAUUUCCAGAUGGACGAGGAAACAUUAGCGUGGCGCACCAUUGGUAUCGUCGAGCGCAUGUGUCUAGAGAAAGGUCUUCACAGACGUGAGACACUUAACCAACCAGCUAUUAUGGCCGCGGGAAAGGAACGCGUCCUCCGUCUCUUUUGGUCUAUCUACAUUCUGGACAUGCGUUGGAGCUUUGGAACCGGCAUGCCAUUCUCUCUGGAAGAUACAGAUAUUGACCCAUGGCUGCCAGAGCCCGCCGAGAAGACUCCCUACCUGCGCGUCAUGAUUCGAUAUAGCCGCAUCGCAGCCAAAGUGUGGAAGUUUAUUUCGGCUUUCAACAAUACCAACGAGAUCAAAAAAGACGAAAUGAACUAUCUGGACUGGCAAGUUCUGAGCUGGGUGCAUGCUAUCCCUGACGCAUUGCGACUGGAUCAUCCAAGCUCCGCGGAAUCCGCGUCUGCCACUAAUGGUUCACGAAGCCUGCGGCGACUCCGUGCCUUGCUUUAUCUUCGUGCUAACCAGCUACGGAUGCUCAUUCAUCGCCCUGUUCUUCAUACUGCAGCACAUAUUGUACGGUAUCCGGCUGAGUCUGAGACCGUGGUGGAAAUUGCCAAAGACACAAUUCGCUUCAUCACUCGCCUGAAUGAAACCUCUGAUAUCUACCAGUUGCAACAAGUUGCAUUCAACUGGUUUCUAGUCUCAGCCCUUGCAGUUCUUUUCCUAGCAGUGGCCCAGGCUCCAACCCAAUUCAGUGGUUCGUGUAAGGAGGAGUUCUUCUGGGCCUUGGAGCUGGUCAAGGGAUUCUCAGCUCAAUCAUACAUCUCCCGCCGACUGUGGAAUUCGAUUCGAAGUCUUCGCAAGCUUGGCCCUCAACUGGGACUGGGCGCGCAAAAGCAGCGACUGGAUGUUCACGCUGCCACAGAAGCGAAUGAUCCCUACAAUGCGAACCCUUCACCCGCUCAGGCUCCGACCGUGAGCACACAUAGCCAGACUCCAUUAGACGGUGCACAGAUGACACAGGAGCUUAUGGAAUGGUUUGAAGCAGUGGGAAACCUUGAGGAUCAGAUCAUGGGAAUGGGAACUGGUCCUGUGCCAGAUGGAGGCCCUUACCAGCCGACGGCUAACGGGGGAUUCGUGUUUGACUACGGUGAAGAGUUGUCAAGUGUGAUGAAGGAUUGUUUCUGA